Drosophila innubila is the source of this 1441-nucleotide messenger RNA. Its product is annotated as zinc finger protein GLIS2 homolog. The record is from RefSeq and is a predicted model, not a curated record. Bases 102 to 1283 code for a protein of 393 amino acids. Gene Ontology annotation, biological process: smoothened signaling pathway; regulation of transcription by RNA polymerase II. Gene Ontology annotation, cellular component: nucleus. The transcript is spliced from 2 exons. Lineage: Eukaryota; Metazoa; Arthropoda; Insecta; Diptera; Drosophilidae. Gene Ontology annotation, molecular function: DNA-binding transcription factor activity, RNA polymerase II-specific; RNA polymerase II cis-regulatory region sequence-specific DNA binding.
UUCAAACGAUUCAUUCGUUUGGCAAUCGCAAAAGCGAACGCUUCGCACCACACACCGUAGAAAGAACAACAAAUUAGAGAAUACACAAUUUCAAACACAUUAUGGAUAUAUUAGUACAAAAGCCAAUCUUCUGCCACAGCAGCGAGUUCUACGAGCCGCCUCCGAGUGAUUACUUUACGCCGUACAAUACGCCGCCGUACAUAACAUCGCAUCCGCAACCGCAACCGCAUCCGUAUCUAAGUUCAGGAGCUGCUUCCGGAAGCUGGCUGGGCGAGCAGAUGCAGUACCUCCGAUUUCCGACGCCGCCCAUAACACCACCGAGGAUUGUCGUUCCCGUUCACGUUCCCCUUGCCACACAGUCCGAGACCAGAGAGUCCGUCAUCAUGAAGUGCACAAAGAGUUCCAGUUCCGGUUCCGGCUCCGGCUCCGGCUCACGCUCUCCGACGGAGUCCUGCAGCGAGCAGAGCAGCGGCAGCGAGUGCGACUUUAACUGCAAUUGGCAAGAUUGCGGCAGAGUGUUUGAAUCGUUGGAGGCACUUGCUCAGCACGUCACAUUACGUCAUGCGAUUGCCUCAUUAUUGGAUGGACUCUAUUAUUGCCGCUGGGGCGGCUGUCAGCGCAGUGAACGUGGCUUCAAUGCCCGCUACAAGAUGCUCGUCCAUGUGCGCACCCACACCAAGGAGAAGCCGCAUCGUUGCCAUCUCUGUGAGAAGUCCUUUUCCCGAGCGGAGAAUCUCAAGAUUCACAUACGCUCGCAUUCGGGCGAGAAACCGUACAAGUGUCAUUUCGAGGGCUGCCAGAAGGCUUACUCCAAUUCAUCGGAUCGCUUCAAGCACACACGCACUCACUCCAUGGAAAAGCCGUAUAUGUGCAAGGUGCCCGGCUGCCAGAAACGCUACACGGAUCCUUCGUCCUUGCGCAAGCAUGUGAAGACGUUCAAGCACAGCAUUCAGCUUAUUGCCAGCCAAAGUUCCACCUGUCUGCUGGAUGCCACCGAGCACUCAUCGUCCUACACUUGCCUGCCUCUGACUGCACCCGUAUCCGUAUCCGUGCCCCUGUCCACUUCCUGUGUGGAGUCGUCACCCAGCUCUCGCUGUUAUGACAGCGACAAUGUCGCUAGCGAUUAUUCGCUGAGAGCCAAGCAUCAUAACGAGUACACAUCCUCCGAUUACUGGCUACAUCCGAGGGAGCACAGCUAUCGCUAUCUACAUAGCGAGGACUAUGCUAUGAAUAUGGAUCUGGACACGCCCACGCCGCUCGAUCUGCGCAUCCAUAGAAGUUGAAUCACAAGUCGCUGCUGUCGUCGUGUUUCUCUCUAGUCAUCAUCUUGUCAUUAAUCUUAGGUAAUUGUUUAAUUUUCAACAAAGACUGUUUUUGUAUAAUUCGCGUUAUAUCACAACAUUUAAAAUAAUUUUAAUGAAAUACAAAUUUGUAAAUAAAA